This is a messenger RNA of Scophthalmus maximus (turbot), 8272 nucleotides long. It is a transcript of the gene atr, whose product is annotated as ATR serine/threonine kinase. Gene Ontology annotation, cellular component: nucleus. Gene Ontology annotation, biological process: telomere maintenance; protein phosphorylation; DNA damage checkpoint signaling. Gene Ontology annotation, molecular function: protein binding; protein serine/threonine kinase activity. The record is from RefSeq and is a predicted model, not a curated record. The transcript has 48 exons. Bases 158 to 7975 code for a protein of 2605 amino acids. NCBI's taxonomy places the organism in Eukaryota, Metazoa, Chordata, Actinopteri, Pleuronectiformes, Scophthalmidae.
UACCAAAACAAACAUUUUGGAGCGAAAGUUUCUGAACGCCUUGACAGGGACCAGGACGCACAUGGACAUGUCGCUGUGUGCUCGGCAACGUUACCCGAUAAUCCCUUGAUGUGAUUGUUGAAAUAAUAACAGACAGACCGAAAAGCUGCCGUGAAACAUGGAGGGACUGGAGAUGUCCGCGAUGAUACCGGCUCUCCAGGAGCUAGCUAGUGCCAGCGCCGCCGAGUACGACCAGGCGGUGCAGAAACCUCGACAGAUCCUCUGUCAGUUCAUUGACCGGAUACUGACGGACGUGGACGCCGUGGCUCUGGGGCUGAAUAAGAAGUCCAGUUCAGAACCACCCUGUGUGAUGCUGCUGGACUUUGUGCAGCAUAUUGUCAAAUCCUCAUCUCUGAUGUUUGCCAAUCCUGCCUGCCAACCUGCUGAGUAUCCAGACACCACACAGAGCUGCAAUGACUUCAGCAAGUGGGUGGCGGUGCGUUUGCUUCGUGUGGCAGCAGCUCCGGACUGUGACAUUAUCCACGGGCGGGUCUCUGCUGUGCUCUGCUCCUUACUUCACACUCUGAGAGUCAGAGUGCCGUUUAUCUUCAGCCACCUCACCCAUGAGCUCAUAUUUCUGACCCAGGACCUCAGCAACGUCCUGUACGGCCACAUCGUCACACUCGCAGGACAAGGACACAGUUUGGGCAUUCACACAACGAACCGAUGGCCUGUAACACUCGAGUGCUUCAGUGUCUCCCCUGGUUGCGCCCCCUCGUACCUCACUCCUUCUCCUCUUGUGCUCUCCUCGGCUGCUUCGCUGGAGUCGCUGACGGCUGUGGUGCUUGGUGUCAUAACGGACGCACUGAGGGGCGUGGUUUCACGCCGUGACCUGAGUGUGGCCUGGGAGGCGGCUUGCUCCAUCCUGGCAAACGGCAAUACAAGGUUGAGAAAGAUCUCCAUGGUGAUGCUGAGCCGACUGGUGGAGCUGGGGGGGUUUCCUGAAAUGCAAGGCCAUGAGUUCUUCACGGCCUACCUCCAGCUGCUGGAAACACACUCCACAGCAAACUCAUGCUUAGAUGAGAAACAGCCCUAUGAAGGGGAGCUGCUAAACCUGACUCGCUGUUUGUUUCAGUCGUCCGGUGCCUUUCACACACACUUUGAGCCCAUCUAUCUCUCGCAGUUGUUCGAGUGUGUUUGCACCCUGGGAGGAAGCGAUGUCAAGCUUGGGACAGAGGUCACUGAAUCCCUCCGCUUGCUGUUCAGCUUCCUACUAUCUGUUGCCCCAGUGUAUGAGAGUGCUGUGUCAUUAAGGAGGCAGCGAGUCACGGAGGUCUGCAGGACACUGGCACGCACCGUUGGGACAGAGAAACAAGCUGAAUGUGCGGAGGGAUUUCUCCAAGCCGCACUCAAGGCUGAGACUGCAAUGGUGAUGCAGAAGUCAGCAGAUGGAGAGUCUGCUGCAAAGAAAUCCUGCAAAUCGGCCACCAGCUCUAUCAGAAAAACAUCAUCACCUGAGCUUGACAUGCGUGUGGGCAGCGAGGUGUGGGCUGUGGUGAACAGUCGGCUGGAGGAGCUGCUGACGCUCCUGAACUCGGACUCUGCCAAACCUGAGACCACACAGAUGCUCUCUGCUCUUCGGGGCCUCGCCCUCACCCUCCGCCUGGCAGCCCUCUGCUCCUCGCCCACCAGUUCUUCUCCUCCCCUCUGGCUGCCCACUGAGACUCUGGGCAGGGCUCUGAAGAGCUGCCAGACGGUGUUAGAAGGAGGUUCUCAGCCUGUCUCAGACCAGAACUACUUUCAGUCUAGUGUCCAGACAACUGUCGAGGUCCUGGACUCUAUCGUGUACCUGACGAUGAGCAGCCAAAGUGGAGACGGGCUCCAUUGGCGCGUGUGUGCGCUGUUAUCUCUUCCCUGGGUGUGUGAGAACAAGUCUGUCUCGGCCUACAAGGGUUCAGGAUUCCCCUCCUCGCUUCCUGCCUUAGCUCAGAGGCUAAGCUUCUGUUACUCACCUGAGGUCCAAGUGGACUGCGUGUCGCUGCUGGCCGUCCUGCCUCGUGGCGUGUGCGACAAGUGGCGAGUGUGUGUGUUUUCCAAGGCACUGCAGAGUCCAGAGGAGGUAGUGAGAGCGGCGGCAGUCAGGGCCUCCCCUCUUCUUCUUCACCACCUGGGAAACACACAUCACAGCCUCAUCAGCAGUACUCUGCUUUCCUGCCUGGAGGACGGCUCGGAGAAGGUGAAGAAGGAGCUUGCUGGGAUCGUUGGUCAGCUGAGCUGUAUCCAGGCAGAACUCUCCCUGCUCAGCGACACUCCGGCAGAGUCCAACAGUCUUCCCAGAAUCCUCUGCCUCCGCCUCAGCCUCACAGCAGAGCAUGCUGGAAAUGCUUGUCCGUCCCUCAGGGCGACUGUUGUCACUCCCUUUCUGCCAUUGCUCAGACAGCAAGCUCCAAGUAGUGUCAAACAAGCUCUCCUGGAAUCGCUGCCUCACCUCUGCCAACAUGUGAAUCUGAGCGGUGGAGACAUCGAAUCCCACGCGGUUCUCUGUGCUCUCAUUGGUCUGGUAGAGGAUUCAGAUUCAGCGGUCAGAAAAUGUUUCAGCCAAUCGCUACGUUUCCUGCUAACGGAGAGCAGCAGAAACUCGGAGCAGAGCUCUCUGAGUGAGCUCUUGGUUGCACGUCUGAAGGAGGCAUUCAACAACGCUAAACUCAACAGAGACGAUGACCUGCGCAUCACACUCAUCCUGACCACUGGAGAGAUUGGCAGAGCAUCUCAGGGUAGUUUGGUGUCAUUCUCUCUGCUGCGCCUGCUUCACUGUCUGCUGUCCAAGUCGUCCCCAGUGUCGGUAGCAGCUUACACUCAGAUCAGAGCUCUGGCCACUGCCAAAGGACUUAAACUGCAAACCCUCUUCAGUCAGUACAAGAACCCCAUUUGCCAGUUCCUGGUGGAGUCGCUGCACUCACGUCAUGCAUCUGCCCUGCGGAGCACACCUGACCAGGGCAGCGAGUCAGCCAAUCAGAAAGAGCUGGCCCUGGACAUCCUGGCUCAGAUCGCACACGCCUUUGACUUCCCAGACCUCCACCGCUUCCUCACUAAGACUCUCCAGGUGCUGCUGCCCUACCUGGCAGCAAAGGCAAGCUCCACAGGCUCCUCCCUCAUCCGUACUUUGGCCAAUGAGCUUAAGGCAAACAGGAGAGAGAUCCUCAUCAACAACUUCAAAUACAUCUUCAGCCAUUUGGUCUGCUCCUGCACCAAGGAGGAGCUGGAGAGAGCCUUCCACUACCUGCAGAGUGAGACAGAGAUAGAACUGGGCUCUCUGCUAAGGCAAGACUUCCAGGGUCUCCACAACGAGCUGCUGCUGCGCCUUGGAGAGCACUACCAGCAGGUGUUCAAUGGUCUGGCAAUCCUGGCCUCCUUUGCAUCCAACGAUGACCCGUACCAGGGUCCCCGAGACAUCACUUCCCCAGAGCGCAUGGCGGACUACCUUCAGCCGAAGCUGCUGGGGAUUCUCGCCUUCUUCAACAUGCAGCUGCUCAGCUCCACUGCCGGAGAGAAGGACCGCAAAAAGCUGGCUUUGACGAGCGUGAUGGCUCUAAUGCGACUGAUGGGCUCCAAACACAUCAGCUCUGUUAGGGUGAAGAUGAUGACAACGCUCCGCACCAGCCUCCGAUACAGAGAGGACUUCCCUUUGCUCUGCUGCCAGACGUGGGAUUGUUUUGUGAGGAGUGUGGAGCCCGCACACCUUGGCCCUCUGCUGAGUCAUGUCAUUGUUGCUCUCCUCCCACUGAUCCCUCUGCAGCCCAAGGAAACUGCAGCUAUUAUCCGCUUCCUCAUCACGGACAACAGGGAAGAAGUCAAAGACUACCUCCACGAGAUUUACUUUCUACCAGAGCACCCCGAGUUGAAGGACAUCCACGGUAUUCUGCAGGAUUACAAGAAGCUGACCGCCAGCAGCAGCGACCUGGUCGCAGCACUGCAGCUCUCUAUGAGAGCCGUCCAACAUGAGAACGUCGACGUAAGGAUUCAUGCGCUCACAAGUCUCAGGGACUUGAUGCACAGCAACCAGGAGUGGAUGCUGCGGCAGGUUUGUGCGAGCGAGGCGGUGGAGCCGGUCAUCUCCAGCUUGGUGUCGGUGCUGCUGAAGGGCUGCCAGGACUCAUCCACGGAGGCCCGGCUCCUCUGUGGGGAGUGUCUGGGGGAGUUGGGGGCUGUGGACCCGGGACGUCUGGACUUGUCGCACACACACACCCACGGUGACCACAACACGUUUGUGAGCGGUGUUGAUGAUCCCAACUUUGCCCACGACCUGCUGACUGAACUCACCAGAACUUUCCUGGCUUAUGCUGAUGAUGUGAGAGCGCAGGACUCUGCUGCUUAUGCAAUUCAGGAGCUGCUGUCCAUCUUUGAAUGUCGCGAGGGACGGACCGACUCUCCAGGUCGGCGUCUGUGGAGGAGAUUCCCAGAGCAGAUCCAAGAAAUACUGGAACCUCACCUCAACAGCAGAUAUAAGAGCAGCCAGAAGGAGGUGAACUGGUCUAAACUCAAGAAACCAGUGUACUUAAGUAGCAGAGGCAGCAGCUUCGCUGACUGGUCUGCCACCUGGGCCGGAUAUCUCAUCAGCAAGGUGAGACAUGAGCUGGCCGGUAAGGUGUUCACCUGCUGCAGUUUCAUCAUCAAACACGGCUACAAGGUCACGAUCUACCUGCUGCCUCACAUUCUGCUAUACAUGCUGCUGGGCUGCACGGCUGCAGAGCAACAGGAGGUAACAGAGGAGAUGCUGGCCGUGCUAACGGAGUGCGAUGGACGAGGAGGGGUGCGUGUCCAGGAGACGGCGUCGAGCCUAUCGCAGCUCAGCAUUCAGACUGUGUUCAGCAUGUUGUCCCAUCUCACACAGUGGAGCCGCCACAUCCUCUACUCCAAACCCAAACACAACGAGAGCGGGGACCAUCAGCGUGUGGUGGCCUUCCUGAAGGGUAUUCCACAGGAUGUUCUGGCCAAGGCCUCGCUCCGAUCCAAAGCGUACACUCGUGCACUCAUGCACUUUGAAGCUCACAUCCUAGAAAAUAAAAUGAACAUCCAGGACCAUCUCACCUUCCUGCAGACGCUGUACGCUGCAAUGCACGAGCCCGACGGCGUGCGGGGGGUCAACGCUCUGAGGAGGGAGGAACCGUCGCUACGGGAACAAAUACUGGAGCACGAGAGUAUUGGCCUGCUCCGAGAUGCCACCGCCUGCUACGACCGGGCUAUACAGCUGGAGUCGGACCAGAUUGGUCACUACCAUGGGGUGAUGACCUCUAUGCUUGGCCUGGGUCAGCUGUCCACAGUCAUCACUCAGGUUAAUGGAGUUCUGGCCAACAAACACCAGUGGAAGUCAGAGCUGAACACGUACAGAGUGGAGGCCGCCUGGAAGCUUGGAAAAUGGGACCUGCUGGAGGAUUACUUGAGUUCAGACCGCCACUCCAGCACCUGGAGCGUGCGGCUCGGCCAGUUACUGUUGUCGGCUAAGAAGAAGGAUGCUGAGACCUUCCAUGAGAAGCUGAAGCUUGUGAGGAAGGAACAGGUCGUCCCCCUGUCUGCGGCCAGCUACGAGUGUGGAACCUACCAGAGAGGAUACGAGUAUCUUGUCAGGCUCCACAUGCUGAGCGAGUUGGAGCACACUUUUACUGAGCUGCACAAACAGAGGGAUCGCUCCACUGCCAACCUCGGCCAGCUGCCUCCCCAUUGGUCAGAUCGACUGGAGAUGACCCAGAAUUCCUUUAGGGCCAAGGAGCCAAUCCUGGCUCUCCGUCGUGCUUUGCUCAGUCUGGGAUCACAGUCUUUGUGUCAGGAGCUGGUCGGGGAGUGCUGGCUACAAAGCACCCGAGUGGCAAGAAAGGCAGGACACCACCAGACGGCUUUCAACGCCCUUCUGAACGCAGAGAACACGCAUCUGGCCGAGCUGGUCACCGAGAAGGCCAAGUGGCUUUGGUCCAAGGGCGACGUACACCAGGCCCUGAUCGUCUUACAGAAGGGCGUGGCCCAGUGUUUCCCCGACGAUCAGCCCCUCACAGACCCCCGGAGCAUGCAGACCAAAGGCAAGGCCAUGCUGCUGGUUGGACGCUUCAUGGAGGAGACGGCCAACUUCGAGUCCAACGCCAUCAUGAAAGCGUACAAGGAUGUGACAAACCUUCUGCCUGAGUGGGAGGAUGGAAACUUCUACUUGGCCAAAUACUAUGACAAAGUGAUGCCAAUGGUGACCGACAACAAGCUGGAGAAACAGGGAAACCUCAUCCGAUACAUCGUCACGUACUUUGGAAAAGCCUUGCAGUAUGGAAACCAGUACAUCUACCAGGCCAUGCCUCGCAUGCUGUCUCUCUGGUUGGACUUUGGAGCCAAAGUGUGUGAAUGUGAGAAAGCUGGCCGAGUGGACAGACAGAUGCGACAGGAGCUGAGUAAAAUCAACUCGGCGGUGAGCGAGCACUGUGCCAACUUGGCGCCGUACCAGUUCCUGACCGCCUUCUCCCAGCUCAUUUCCAGGGUGUGUCACUCCAGUGACGAAGUCUUCACCGUCCUCAUGACGAUCGUCGCCAAAGUCUUCCUGGCGUACCCCCAGCAGGCCAUGUGGCUCAUGGCUGCUGUCUCGAAGUCUUCCUACCCCAUGCGUAUGAACCGCUGUAAUCAGAUUCUUAAAAAAGCCAUCAGUCUCAAACAGUCUCUGGAGAAAUUCAUUGGAGACGCCAACAGACUGACUGACAAGCUGUUGGAGCUCUGCAACAAGCCGGUGGACGGUAACAGCACCACCCUCAGCAUGAGCGUUCACUUCAAGCAGCUGAAGCGUCUGGUGGAGGAGCCGACCUUCAGCCAGAUUCUGAUCCCUCUGCAGUCGGUGCUCAUCCCCACGCUGCCCUCCACAGGCGGGGCAAACACACAGCACGACGCCUUCCCCGGACACUGGGCCUACCUGGACAGCUUCGAAGAUACUGUGGAGAUCUUGGCCUCCCUACAGAAGCCUAAGAAGAUCAGUCUGAAGGGUUCGGAUGGGCGAAGCUACACCAUGAUGUGUAAACCUAAAGAUGACCUGAGGAAGGACUGCAGACUCAUGGAGUUCAACUGCCUCAUUAACAAGUGCCUACGUAAAGAUGCCGAAUCGAGGCGGAGGGAGCUGCACAUCUGCACCUACGCUGUGAUUCCCCUCAAUGAGGAGUGUGGCAUCAUCGAAUGGGUCAACAACACCGCUGGACUACGACACAUUCUCACCAAGCUGUACAAGGAGAGAGGUAUCUACUUGUCCGGUAAAGAGCUCAGGAAGCUUAUCCUACCAAAGACGGCUCCAUUUGAGGAGAAGCUCCGGAUCCACAAGGAGGUCCUGUGUGCUCGACACAUCCCUGUGUUCCACGAGUGGUUUCUCCGGACCUUCCCUGACCCCACGUCAUGGUACAGCAGUCGCUCUGCGUACUGCCGCUCCACCGCCGUGAUGUCAAUGGUGGGCUAUAUCCUCGGCUUGGGAGAUCGACACGGAGAAAAUAUCCUCUUUGACUCUUUCACCGGGGAAUGUGUCCACGUCGACUUCAACUGCCUCUUCAACAAGGGGGAGACGUUUGACGUGCCUGAGGUCGUUCCCUUCCGUCUGACCCAAAACAUGGUCCACGCCAUGGGACCCAUGGGCACCGAAGGCCUCUUCAGACAGGCCUGUGAGGUCACGCUGAGGCUAAUGAGGGACCAGAGGGAGCCGCUCACCAGUGUGCUCAAGACCUUCCUUCACGACCCGCUGGUGGAGUGGAGCAAACAGGCCAAAGGACUUUCCAAAGCUCAGGCCAACGAGACUGGAGAGAUAGUUAAUGAAAAGGCUAAAACCCACGUCUGUGACAUUGAGCAGCGGCUGCAGGGAGUGAUAAAGAGCAGGAAUAAAGUGCUGGGUCUACCUCUGUCUAUAGAGGGACACGUCCACUACCUCAUACAGGAGGCCACAGAUGACAAACUGCUCUGUCAGAUGUAUCUGGGCUGGGGGCCCUACCUGUAAUACACACACACACACACCUACAUAAAAAAAAUGGAAGAACAGUAUUUGGAAGACAGUUCGGGAGAAUUACGGAUUCUUUUCUUUUGAUUAAAAUGCCUUACAGUGCAAAGAAAUAUCCGCACGUGCAUUUUGCAGUAAGUAUCACACCAAUCCGUAUGUUAAAUGCCCUUUAUGAUACCAUUUGCUUGUUCUCCUGUUUGCAUCAUUAUUUAAAUGUUCCUGUUCUCUGGAAACAAGCAAUAUUUGUUGCAUGCUGUACAUUCUCUUGUAAUAAAGGAUGUUUUCCUAAUUUCUGUA